AGGAGGCUGCCUAAUAUUACAUAACGCUGUAAGCGUAGGAUGUGACUGUUAAAGUUUGCGAGGGCGGGCGGGGCUGCGCGCGGCGCGGAUCGAUGCGACCGCCCGCCCAGUAUCCCGCAGAGCGCGCCCCGAGCGCACGACUCUACAACCGGCGAUCUUCUAGUGUUGCGAUGAAGGUAGUAGUAGCGCGGUAGCGGUAUGAUAGCUGUAGGUAGCGGCGGUAGGAUCGGCCGCAACGCAGAGACCUCUUUAUAAGCACAUAUAAUGCUAAAACUACCCAAAGGCCUUAAGAAGAAGAAAAAGGGCAAGAAGUCAAAACGCAAAGACGAGGAGUUAUUUACCGAAGAGGAGCUUGAGAAGUACCGUGCGGAGCACCAGCAACCGGCUGAGUCCGGCGAACCCUCUAAGGAGAAUGAGGAGUGGUCCAAGUUCAAGGACUUGACCACUGGUAUUGACAGUGUACUUAAGAAGACUCAGGGUGAUCUUGAUCGUAUCAAGUCCACCUCGUUUUUCCAACGCAUACCUGCGGGCGUCAAGGAGCUCCCGCCAUCGCCGCCGCCACCUCCGCCCACCCGCCAGGUGGUCACUGUUACCGCCGCCGACUUCCCGCAGCUUGCCGCCGCCGACGAACACGACGACGCGAGUGACAUCGGCGUCACCGACGACGAGUCCGAGGACGACCAGGACGAUAUCUUCGAUACUUCGUAUGUCGAGGCUGUAGAAAGGGGAGAAGUCAAGCUUGCAGUCGUCCCCGACUCGCCGGACGACGCGCAGGACGACGAUCUCUUCGAUACAUCGCACCUUGACGCGCUUAUCAAGGGACAGGACCCUAAAACUUCCACCCGCAAGAAGGGACUAGAUAUUGGAAUCGCCGUAUCUGUCCUUACAGGUCGGAUAGACAACGUCACUGUCACUACCAAGCGGUCGCAGAAGAGGGCUAUACCGGCGGACUUGUUGUUAGAGGGUGACAACAGUGACCCUUCAGCAGCUCCCCCUGUAACCCCCGUCGCGCCCAGCGAACCCGAGGAGAAGAGUAUCCUCGACCUCGAUGCGGACAUACCUAUAAAUACCCCGAUAGACCUCAGUGUUUCGCUCCAUACGUCUUUGAUUCAACAAAAUAAAGCUCACGAAAAUCCUCUAGAGACUGAGGUUCCUGAGCCUCAACCGGUAGAAGAAGAAGACGACGAAUUUACUCAAUUAGCGGCAGAGUCCUUAGAGGUUAGUGCGGAAGUAACCAAACUUGAACAAACGGAAAUUGUUGCCGCGCCUGUGAUCCAGGAGUCGUGGUCAGUUUUUGAAGCCGACAAGGUAUCUGAAGUAUUCGCAGAGGGUGUCGCGGAGGAUCAGAUCGACGUUAUCGACCCCUACCUCGACCAGGACGAUCCGUUUGAUACAAGCUUUGCGGACGCCGUAGUACCUGUGAGUGCAGCUCCUUUUAAAAAGGAGGCUGUUAUUUUAGAAGACGACGACGAUUUCGACCCUCGGGCCGAAGAAAACAGAGCGAGGUUAAAUAACCGACGGAAAUCUUCCGUUCGUAUUCAUUUGACUGACCCAUCUGGCGUCCGGGAGUCCAUCACUUCAGACGACCGAGACCUUGGGUAUAAGGAGAAGUCGAUCCCAGCGCGCGACUUACUGGGCGGCAGCACCACUGAUUUAACUGCUCUUGGUGAUUCACCUCUCGAUCCUGUGGACAUUAAUGAUGAUGAAAUAGAUCCUUUUGAUACUACUCUCGUCGAUAAAAUAGUCGCGCCCGGUAAAGUCGAGUUGAAAUUAUUGGAGCAGGAGCUGAUAGGAGCUAAGUCCGUACCGGCAGCGCCCGUGUACCGUGUACCCAGCGACCCCGACUUUGACCCGCGUGCCGAGGAGCCCGCAGUUUUAUCCGAACGGCGUGCCAGUCGCCCUGAAAAUCUUACCUACAGCAAGAGCGUGUUGUUUGACGUCGAUUCCACGCUUCAGCCCGACAAGCCCAAAACCGCCAAGCCUGUCACGCCGUACUACACGCGAGAGGUCUCCAUCUCAGAAGACUCUGAGGACGCCGAAGCGAACGACACCGUCCCCGGGUCGUUGACGAGAACUCGCUCCGACGAGGAUUUGGCGCCCAAGUUCACCUAUCAGACGAAGAGGCGGCAUUCUGAGCUCCCUCAGUCGAGCCAGAGCAAGGCGAAGACGAGUCUGCUGGAAACCGCUCCUAUCGAUAUCCAAACUAAGGUACUGACACCGUGCAACCCUAAGCCCCAGCCGCUCGUGGAGGAGGAACUCGAUCCCUUCGACACUUCGUUUGCCGGUGAACUAGCUCCAACUAAAACAGAGUUGAAGUUGCUAGCAAAAGAGUUCUCUUGUGACGAAACUAACGAACCGGACGGACCCAAGGACUUUUUGGACCCAUCGGACGAUAUAUUUCAAAUUAAAGCACUCACACCGGAGCCCUCGAAUAUUUCUCGCCUGCCGGAGGAGGAGUUAGAUCCUUUUGACACCUCGUUUGCGGGCGACCUUCAGCCGGGAAGAACUGAACUUAACAUAGGAGAGCCGGUAGCGCCGGUGACGACGGAAGCUAUCAAUCCGUUUAUGAUGACGACGGAUGAGGCGCCGGUGGAGUACACCGGCGACAACCCAUUCGCGGCUAGCAACCCAUUCUCGGACUUCGGCUACGACCCGCCCGUCGGCGACGUGCCUUCUAAUAUCUUCGGCGCCGAGCCCACAGGUGGGGCUACCCAGUUCGACGGUUUCACUGCGCCCACCGAGCCUGCCGGUGGGUCCAACAAUUUCGAAAAUUUCGCUACAUCCGCCGCGCCCGUCGAUCUGUUUGGCGCCCCGCCGGUCAAGCCGACCGAGCUCGAGCUUGUCUCCACGACUGCGGACUUUUCGUUCGGAGAAGAUGUCAACAACGCGGCACCACCUCGCCCGCUACCACCGGAGACGCAGAAUCUUAUCCUGACAGUGACCGGACAGAUGGAGUUCACGAGCUCGCACUUGCUCGACCGUAUUCCGCUGACACGCACGCCCAGCCCUGUGUCUGUGCGUGACAUACACUCAGCCUGUCCUACGCCGGAGCCUGAGUUGGAGCCGCUGCCAUUGGACGAGCCCGCGCCGGUGCAAGCGGCGCCCCCCGCCGCCCUCGUGCAGUCAGACUUUGACAUCAAUCGCAACAAGCCGUCGCGACCGCCUCCCGCACGGCCUCCCGCGGCGCGCCCGCCACCCCCACGACCCGCGCCGCCACCAGUUCCACAAGCGCUGGUACAACAACAGCAAGCUACGGACGAUAUUAACCUCUUCGAUGCUCCGGCUCCCGUAACCGUGAAGCCGACGAAGGAGGAUAUUUUAAGUUUGUACUCGGCACCAAAGCAUGAGGAGAAGCCGAUUGAUUUCCUAAGCGAUGAUAUUGUAGACGAUGUCCCGGCCGUAAAUGCUGAGGUGCCGACCGCCACAUCGCCGCCGGUUCCGGCAGCCCCGGUGACCGAGCGGGUCGCAGUGGUACAGCAGCCGUCGCCACCGAAAGCUCGCGAGCCACCUCCAUUGCCACCAGCGCCCACUGAGGCAGCCGCGCCAGCCAUUCCAGAUGCAGCACCUAUGGACUGCUCCGAGCCACCCGAGUCUGCACCCACAACGAGCACGAUGCCGUUCGCGGAAGUCAUGAACGACAAUUUCUCAGCGGAGCCGCGCGAUGAAGAGAUGAACCCGUUUGAGUCCGGUGCUACGUUCACGGAAUCCACUCCAUUCACCGAAGCAGGCACUAACAUUUUUGGAGUGCAAGAGGACGCGUUUCCAGCUCAGAGCAACGACACUUUCGGCGCAGCAGAUAACGCUUUCGGAGCCGCUUCUAAUGGAGCGUUCGAAACCUCAGCAACUAACAUUUUCGCCGCGUCAAACGACGCGUUUGCGGACAAUGUGAACAGCUUCGGUAUGGAGCAAGGCAGCGCGUUCGACGCCCCGGCACCGGCGACAACGGUAGCGUCGGCGGGGUGGGAUGCAACACCGGCACCAGCGGCGAUGGGUUGGGAUGCCGCACCCGAGGCCAUGGCGCACGAUGCCUUCCCAGAGUCACAAGACGCUUUCGACGCUUUCUCCGCCAAGUUCGACAACACUGCCGCCAAACACCUGAACUCAGGCGCAUGGGGCGAUGAUGGUGGUUCUGAGGAAACCUCAGGAGGCUUCGAGGCGGAGGCAUUUGACCCGUUCUUGAGCAUGGGGGCUCCCCCGGCCCCCGCCGCGACGCCGCGCUUGCAGUCACAGGGCUCGAAGGACUCAGUUGAUGACUCCUUCUCCCUGUUCAUCAGGCCGAAGGACAGCACCGGUGCGGACGCGGGAGCUGCAGUGCCGGCAUUGGCGCCCCCGCCGCGCCCGCAAGCGCUGCCGGAAUCUCCGCGUGCCAAUCCGUUUGACAAGAGUGCGGAGGCGCCAAUCCCACGCGCCGAUGCUUACGAGGAACAGCGGCGCGGCUCCGGCGGCUCAGGCGGCGAGACGCCACCGACGCCAUUGUUCGACGACGAUGUAUCCCAGCCACUCGAGGACUUCCCUCGGAUCAAGUACGACGGGCCAGGCUGGGAGAUGCAGCUGAGACAGCCGGUGAAGAAAAAGAUUACCGGUCAGAGGUUCUGGAAGAAGGUAUUCGUCCGCGUGGCUACACAGGGCGAAGCACCUGUUCUCCAGCUCUUCAAAACCGCGCAAGACAAGGAGCCAUACCAGGAGCUACCUCUGCAAGCCUGUUACUCGGUGUCUGAGGUCGGCGCGCAGCAGUUUGACACCUUCGGCAAGAUCUUCACGGUCAAGCUGCAGUAUGUUUUCUACAAGGAGCGCCCCGGUGUCAGGCCAGGGCAGGUGACAAAAGCUGAGCGCAUCACGAACAAACUGUCACAAUUCGCGGCAUACGCGAUCCAGGGUGACUAUCAGGGUGUCAAGGAGUUCGGUAGCGACCUCCGCAAGCUGGGGCUGCCCGUGGAGCAUGCUCCGCAGGUGUCGCAGCUAUUCAAGCUAGGCUCUCUGAGCUACGAGGACGUCAUCCAGUUCUCAUGCUGCAUAGAAGAGGCGCUGUUCCGUCUCUCAGCGCAUCGCGACCGCGCGCUCGCUUACAAGAUGGAAGAAGUCCAAGUGACAGCUGUUGAUGAGUUGUAUGUCGAACAAGACGCGGAUGGCUCCGUUCAGAAGCAAAUUGCGCGUGUCAGGCUGUUCUUCCUUGCAUUCCUAAGCGGCAUGCCGGACAUCGAGCUCGGUGUGAACGACCUCCGCCGACAAGGCAAGGAGGUGGUCGGACGGCACGAUAUCAUCCCCGUGGUCACGGAGGAGUGGAUCCGCGUCGAAGAAGCCGAGUUCCACGCUUGCGUGCAGCCGGAAGAGUUCUAUAACACGCAGAUUAUUAAGUUCAAGCCUCCAGACGCGUGUUACAUCGAGCUGUUGCGCUUCCGCGUGCGUCCGCCCAAGAACCGCGAGCUGCCGCUGCAACUCAAGGCUGUUUGGUGCGUCACUGGGAACAAGGUGGAGCUUCGAGCAGAUGUAUUGGUGCCAGGUUUCGCAUCGCGCAAGCUAGGACAAGUGCCGUGCGAAGAUGUCGCUAUCCGCUUCCCCAUCCCUGAGUGCUGGAUCUAUCUGUUCAGAGUGGAGAAGCAUCACCGUUACGGGUCUGUCAAGUCUGCGCACAGACGUACGGGCAAGAUCAAGGGUAUCGAGCGGUUCCUCGGCGCCGUGGAUACGCUGAGCGAGUCCCUGAUCGAAGUGACGUCGGGGCAGGCCAAGUACGAGCAUCAGCAUCGCGCGCUGGUUUGGCGAAUGCCAAGACUGCCUAAGGAAGGGCAAGGCGCAUAUACAACGCACAACCUGGUCUGCCGUAUGGCGCUGACCUCCUACGACCAGGUCCCCGCUGAACUAGCGCGCGCCGCACACGUGUCGUUCACGAUGCCGGCGACCCAAGUGUCGCACGUCACCGUGCGCUCCGUGUCGCUGCAGAACCAUGACCGCGACGACCCGCCCGAAAAAUACGUGCGGUAUCUAGCGAGGCACGAAUAUGUCGUGGGCAUCGAGCGUACAACGGGCACAGCGAACGCACCGUCAGCGUACGCGGCCGCGGCCGCCGUGCCCCGCGCCCCCGAGCCCGCCGCCACCCCCGCCGUCGCCCCCGCCGUCGCCCCCGCCGCCCCGCAACCGCCCUCUUCCGACUCCGACUCCGACUGAACUGUCGAAACUCACUGUUAAUUCUACAAGUUUGGCAAGGCUUCCGACCACUUCGAUCUUGGUAUAGUUUCCGGGCGUGUAGUAGGUUGGCAACCACAAUUGUGGUUAGGACUUUGAACCGUUGGAAGCACGGUUGCCAGCCGAGUAGAGUGUAGUGUUAAAACUGUGUGGACGCUCGAGCGGGGCGACCAGCAGCGGGGCGUGCGUCCAUAUUAAAUAAAUGCAAACGUGUGCGAGCGGCCACGCGUUAAAUCCCUUGGGAGCACGACGCUACGCUGCACGCCCCGCGCGCCGUUGCAUGCUCUUUACUGUGGCACUUAGAACUGCAACUGGGAGAGAUUCUGAGCUUCUUCGCAGUGCUCCUUAAAAACGUUGACGUUAGUGUGGAAUUGCUGACAUGCAGAAAUUGCAGGUCGUGGUAGUAUUUUCUCAGAUUCGGUUUUGGACCAGACCACAUGGCCAGAUCUACGCAUCAGAGCUGCAUUCAAACUUAAAAAUCUCAACUUGAUCUGACAUCCCUGCGAGUAAAUUUAAAUCAAUAUCAAGUGAGAUUUGUGAAGCUGUAAUAUGCUCCGAUGCGAAGACGAGAAAAUGUCGUAACAUUUUCCUACAUCGUCACACAGAAGAAUCGAUAUUAUGCUACUAAGAUUGCGUAACACCGCGGACCGUGAUAUUGUGUGUUCUACUACUAAGUAUUAAAUCGGCAAAUUAACUAGGUAAUAUAAUCUCAUAAUGAAUAAAAUACAGGACGGACAUUGUCAGAUAUAUUUUGCAUUAUAUAUUUUCUACACAUUGAACAUCGUGGACCCUAAAAGUAGGAUUUUGAAUAAGUAUAUUACCGAGUUCCCAGGUGAUGUUAUUUUUAUUUUGUAUAAUAUUAUUAUUGUACAUAUUAUCUAGGUUGUAUUUCCGUUAAUUUAGUUUAGGUAGUGAAAAAUUUAAUAAAAUUACAUACUCUUAGUUUUUCAUUAAUUUUUGACACAGGAUGCUAGUAGCGUAAUUUUGUAUCAGUAUAGAAGAAUUUAAAGUAUUAAGUAGAUAAAGUCAGUUCGUAAGGCGGAGUUAAUUUUCAAUAAUGGUCCAUUUAAUUAAAAUCAGUUAGUGAUUUAUUGAAGUUGUACUAUUUAUAGGAAGAUUUGUUAUGAUGUUGUUAUGCUUCGAUUGUUUGUUUGUGCGUGGAGAGCUAUGAAGGAGUGAGCAAAAGUUUUGAAAGAAAAUACUGUAAGCGGCACGGCACUGCGACCCAUUAUGCAAACGCCUGGCAUUUACAACAGACACACUUGAAGUGACAAUUAUUCGAAAAUCCUUAAGGUAUCAUCAAUCAAACCACCCAAAUGAUGUCCUGUUAGUUAAAGUCUCCUCACAACAACCAACGUCGGAUGAUCUAUGGUUGUAAAUAUUGUCAUCAUGGUAGAGCCAAUGCGUUUUGCAGCGUACAUACACGAAGGCUACGAAAAGUAAAACACUGGAGAGAAUCCGCUGGACGCUUACGCUAGCAGCGUCAACCGCCAUAUACUAUUGCCCAUUGUGUGGGGCGGAUGACCAGCGGAUUCGCCUGGAGGGUUUUCAUUUCACUUGGCCUUCGGGUUACGUGUCAAAAAUUAUGCUUCGUUGCGUCGUAUUGAGAGCCUAGUGGGAGGUCUCCUGUACAUAUAGUAGUGAUGAUAAUGAGCUUCGGACGGAAGCCCGCCGACACGAGUCCAAUUGUUUGCUACUGUAAACUACUGUUACUAUAAAAAUGUACCCUAUAUUUUCAUAAAAUACGUACUAAAAUAUAUCAACAUUUUUGAGAUUAUAAAUUAAAUUAUGAAUAUUAUGUCUCCCGCGUAUAUCGUGAAAGUAAGCUUUAAAAGCUCGAAGCGUCAGCGAAUCGCGAGGCAGGCAAGUAUGUUAUACCAGAGCAUAAUAGGCUAAAUAUAAUUGCUUAUCUAAUGUAUGUAUUGGGUGACAAUAGAGGUAGUAGUGUUUAAAUAUUGUAAGAAAAACAUCAAGUGUCUAGAGAUGCUCCAUUAUCAUAACGAUAAGUAGCCUAUGGUUAUUCUGUUGUCGAUUUUUUUUCGACAGAUUGUGGUACGAUUUGGUAAUUUUGUAGAGCUCCUCAUUCUGGCCGGAAUAAACACGAAAUCCCAAUUUGGAACAAAAAAAUAAAGUAAUUUUCUGUUGAGUUCCGAAAAUUCCAUACUUAUAUGUUUUCGUAGGUAUAACUCAAAGGAAUAUUUUUAGGACAUACGGUGAAUAUGCGCUUAUAUUGUACAAAAUAGGAAACUCUAUCUAUCACCAAUUUUUAUCUAAAUCUAACGAAAAAAAGGAUAACAAAAUAAAACUCGGCCCAAGUAGUGUAAGGUAGGCUAGACGCAGCGACGUCCCGGCACAUACGAUUGUGAUAAUAAUAUCAUCUCCAUAGUUGUUGAUCAUUAUAUAUUAUUAAUGUAUGUUACUACACUUAUAGCAAUAAACUAUCCGUAUAACGUGCUAAUUUGAGGUUAUUUUAAGUUGUUACCCACACUCAGUCCAAACGAGACUUAAGGUACAUUUACACUAAUUCUACUUCAGAAUUCAAUAAAGUGUAAACGCGCUUUAAUGUCAAUGGCAUAGAGUUAACUACUAGAAAUAACCCUUGAUCUAUAGCGUCUGUCUGUGUGUCUGUCUGCUGCGUGCUUCCGGUGAACCGAGCUUCGCUCGAAGCACUACCCUUGUACGUAUUGUAUAAACUCACGAACCUAGUACAAUUUCCAAUAAGUAGCAACCUAAACACUUGUUCGAAUUUCUACUAUAUCUAUAUGCCUAUUGGGAAAGUAUAUCUAUAUUAUAGCGGUGUUCAUGGCGAUUACAAGUUAACGGUAUCUAUAUAUGCAUAAGACUAGUGCUAAGACAGAACCUAUAUUGUUUCCCUCGCCGCCCGCGGUGGGGCCCCACAGUGAGAUGUUCGCAUGUACCUUGUAACCACGCAGAUGGAUCCUAUGUUCUGUUGUCAAUAAAAAAUAUGACUGUGA
Molecule: messenger RNA, 9155 nt
Organism: Cydia strobilella
Lineage: Eukaryota; Metazoa; Arthropoda; Insecta; Lepidoptera; Tortricidae
Product: protein stoned-B-like
Exons: 15
Coding region: 265-6162 (1965 amino acids)
Biological process (GO): synaptic vesicle endocytosis; regulation of endocytosis
Cellular component (GO): clathrin-coated vesicle; synaptic vesicle
Molecular function (GO): clathrin-cargo adaptor activity
Source: RefSeq, a predicted model, not a curated record